AUGGGACCGGAAGUGAAUACCUUAACUGACACAAAUAUAAAGCAGAAGUUUCCAGAAUGUUUUCAGGGUGUGGGAAAAUUGAAAGAUUUUGAAUUGAACAUCCAUAUUGAUCCUGAAGUUAGACCUGUGGCGCAGAGUCCACGACGAAUACCUUUUGGAUUGAGGAAGAAAGUUGAAGAUAAGUUGUCUGAGUUACUGGAUGCAGAUAUUAUUGAGAAAGCAGAAGGACCAACACCUUGGGUAAGUCCAGUUUGUAUUGUUCCUAAACCUUCAGGCGAAAUAACGUUAUGUGUUGAUAUGAGACAGGCUAAUGAAGCAAUUCAGAGGGAAAGGCACCCAAUACCUACCAUAGAUGAAAUAGUUUUGGACAUGAAUCAAAGUACAGUGUUUUCUAAGUUAGAGUUUCCACCAAAUUGAAUUGGCAGAAGAAUCUAGAGGAAUAACCACUUUUGCAACCCACUGUGGCUUGUAUCGUUAUAAAAGACUCAUGUUUGGGAUCACAUCAGCCCCAGAAGUAUAUCAACAUAUCAUUCAGCAGGUUUUACAGGGGUGUGAGGGUGUUCAAAAUAUUGCGGAUGAUAUAAUUCUGCAUGGCCCAACGAUUGAAUUGCAUGAUCAAAGGUUAACCAAAGUUUUGGAAAGAUUACAAGAGAAAGGACUUACUCUCAAUCCAGAGAAAUGUGAGUUACACAUACCCAAAAUUACCUUUAUGGGUCACUUAGUGUCUGAUAAAGGAAUCGGGCCCACUGAAGAGAAAGUGGAAGUGGUGGUUGAUGCCAGGGAACCCAAAACCGUGUCGGAAAUCCGAAGUUUCCUGGGUUUGGUUAAUUUUUGUAGUCGGUUUAUACCAGAUUUGGCUACUAUUGCUGAGCCUUUACGAAAGCUAACUCGCACGACAACACCUUUUGUUUGGGGUGAGGAACAAAAGAGGUCGUUCCAAGAACUGAAAGAUAAGAUUCCAGUGCCGAAUCGUUAGCUUAUUUCGAUAAAGAAGCCGAAACAGUGAUUGUUUCGGAUGCUAGUCCUGUGGGUUUAGGUGCUGUGCUUUUACAGAGGCAAGAAGGUGUAAUGAAAGUUCUUGCUUAUGCCAGUAGGUGUCUCUCCGAUGUGGAAAGACGAUAUUCUUAGACAGAGAAAGAAGCACUAAGUAUUGUAUGGGCUUGUGAACGAUUUCACAUUUAUUUAUAUGGGAUUUGUUUUAAAGUUCUCACGGAUCAUAAGCCAUUGGAAGUAAUCUAUUCCAAGACACAUAAGCCCUCAGCCAGAAUUGAGAGAUGGGUAUUAAGGCUACAGAACUAUGAUUUUACAGUUGAGUACCUCCCAGGGCCAGAAAACAUUGCGGACACGUUAUCUCGUUUGAUUCCAGUUAAACUUGAAUCUAGUGUGAAUGUAGCUGACCAGUAUGUUAGAUUUAUUGCAGAGAAUGCGGCUCCCAUUGCUGUACCGAUUCAAGAGAUCGAGGAAGUGUCUGCUUGCGAUGUGGAAUUGUCUUUGGUAAGAAAUGCUGUGCAAAGUGGAAAGUUGAAGGAACUACCAAGGGACUAUCGUAAUGUAGGUAACGAACUAACAGUUUUGGGGAAAUUGGUUCUUAGAGGAGCCAGGUUAGUUAUUCCAAACGCUUUACAAGCUCGGGUAUUAGAUUUAGCGCAUGAAGGUCACUAG
This is a messenger RNA of Paramuricea clavata, 1662 nucleotides long. The record is from the annotation of a GenBank genome assembly. NCBI's taxonomy places the organism in Eukaryota, Metazoa, Cnidaria, Anthozoa, Malacalcyonacea, Plexauridae.